Messenger RNA from Plodia interpunctella (Indianmeal moth), 3242 nucleotides. RefSeq lists its product as uncharacterized. NCBI's taxonomy places the organism in Eukaryota, Metazoa, Arthropoda, Insecta, Lepidoptera, Pyralidae. The coding region runs from base 216 to 1235 and encodes 339 amino acids. The record is from RefSeq and is a predicted model, not a curated record. The transcript is spliced from 12 exons.
UAAAUAAUGAUCAUGGCAAAUCAAAAUUUGCAAGUGAAGAGGUCCGAUUUUGAAAUUAAUUAGGUACAUUACUAGCUUUUUGCCAGCGGUUUCAUCUGCGUAAAUUUCGCACGGGAAGUUAUUUUUCCGGGAUGAAAGGAUAUGCAAGGGUGCGCACACGCAUUACUAGUUGGCAAUGAAGAUAUAAUUACGGCAGUACAAGUAAUUACGCGAGCAUGACGUUUAAUUUAACUGGCCCGUACAAAGUCUUAUUGUUGAAGUCCGAGAGGUGCAAGACGCCAUCGAAGCCCUACGACAAGAACCCUUCAACAUAUUUCACUAGCGAGAUAUAUACAGCUAAAAAUAGGACGCUAUUGAGAGGAAACCUAACUGUAGUCAGGGUAGACCCUCAACUGUGGUUAUCAUCUAAAGGUUUCAUUCUGGCUGGGGAUAAAUAUGAAGCUAUAUACGUGGCGAGAGCAGUGGGCUGCAACGGGGUCCUUAUGAGGAUCUUCAAGAUCGGCCUCAACGUGCAGCAUUUAAAGGGUUGUGUGCCUAAGGGCAUGUAUUUAUACAAAGAUGUGGACUUCAACGCCAUCCAGCAGACCUGGACGAAAACCUUGAAGUAUGGCUCGUAUCUGUGGCGGCUACAGCAAAGGAAGGAAGUACACAGUACCAUGAAAGCACACUGCCUCUCUCACCCUUCAACCAGAACACAACAAUGCUGUUAUUUGGCGGCUGAAAUUGAUGAGAGUGAGGUGCCCAUGCAUGCAUUUGAUCAUUAUACCAAGGGCCCAUAUAAAACCACCGUAUUUAAAUCGGAAAAGUGCAAAACUCCAACUAAGCCGUACGACAAAAAUCCAGCCUAUCUGUACUACUGCGAGGCGUAUAAAUCUGGAGAGAAGAUGUUGCUGAGGGCUAACUUUACUGUGAUCAGAGUGGACCCAUUGAUGAAGAUCAAUAUAAGAGCUUACAUCAAAGAGGGGGACGGAUGGAAGAUCAUGUAUAUAAACAAAAGUGGUGGCUGCCAGGGAUUCGUAAUGGAGGCAAUGAAGUAUAUUUUCGGUGUCCAAAAAAGUGGGUGUAUACCUAAGGGUACAUACACUUACAAUCACUUGGACUUCAAUGAAAUUCAGCACAAUUGGUUGAAGACCUUCAUGUACGGCAGGUUCCUGUGGACAGUGCAGAUGCUGACCAGCGCCGGCACCAACGUCUGCUGGCAGUUCGAGACUGACAUUACUCCUAAACUGGAAUAGUCAAGUCUUUAAGAAUUUCCUAGAGCCAACAGACCUGUUUGAAAAUUUUUUUUCUCUGUUUCCGUUCGCGUAGUAUGUCCGACAGACUUUCGCAUUAUUAAAGAUAUUUUUAAUAUGUUGUGCCUAGGCACUAAUUCUAUGGUGUAAACCGAAUUUAAGAGCAAAAUCGUGUGAUGAAAUUAAGCAUAUUUUUUAUUUUCCCAUACAAGUUACUGAUGAAGUGAUCAGCUGAUAUGGAAAUAUCGAAAUAUAUAAUACUUACGCGGAGGUUGUUGUAUUAAAUUUUGUUUUAUUUAAUAGAAUAUUUUUAAGUGAAUAUAAAAAUACCAUAAUAAAUUAUAAAUGAUAAAAUUACAAAAUACCUGUGUAUUUUGUAAUUUUGUCAUUUAUAAUUUAUAUUACAGUACAAAUGGCAUCAGUACUUAAUAUGUUUUUCAUAGUCUCUUUAUGUGUUGCACUGCUGGGCAAAAGGUCUCCAACGAUUAUGUUUUGCUACCUGCGCCCUGGGGCUUCGGAAUAAAAGUAUCCUAUAUGUUAUAUUCUACCCGUAUCAAACUUCAUAACAAUUCGUCUUUUAGAUUUUGCGUCCAGUAGAUUUUGCGUGAAACAAACAUAAACGUUAUAUAAUUAUAAUACUGGAUAUUUAUCCAGAUAGGAUCAUUUGAAAGAAAAGGCAAGUGUAGAGAAAUGGAGGCUGCUCCACCGACAAGAACGACGUUCUUAAUUGCUUGAUGAUAGGUUUUUGAGUAGGUAUAAACCGGAUAUUACCGGUUCAAACUAGUAGGGAAAAUUCACCAAAUGUCAUUAGUUUAUAGGUAAACUAAAACGAAAACGUAAUUAUAUGGUGAUUAGUUAGCGAAAGAAAUCGUAUAAUAAUAUUAUUUAGUAGUAAUCAAAAAUAUGGACAUAUGUAUGUAUUUUAAGUUACAUUAGCUAGAUGUUAAACGGGUAGUAUCAAAAUGAACACCAGCGCAGCGUUACCAAGUUUUAUUAUUCUGUUACUCUGCUAUUUUUGUUACACAUCUCAAAACAAUUUGACAAUGGUAAAUAGGUUGUAUGAUUGGUUUUUUUAGUUAGUAAAUAAAUUAAAUUAAAAAUAAAACUUUACAGGGUCCCUACAAAGCAAAAGUAUCAAUAUCGGAGCCCUGCAAAUCGCCAUCCAAGCCGUACGACAAUAAUCCCGCGAUAUACUUCAACAGUGAGCUGUACACAUCUGGAGGGAAAAAACUGUUGAAAGGAAACUUAACUGUUGUGAAAGUCCUCGCAAAUUUGAAGAUACAAGCAAGAGGCUACGUUCAAGAUGACAAUAAAUGGAAGAUCAUGAACAUAGCGAAUUCAGUGGGAUGUCACGGGAUGAUCAUGAAAGUCAUCAAGUUUGCCUUCAACGUCCAUGGCCACGCCCAUUCCUGUAUACCAAAGGGCACGUACACAUACAAAGAUUUGGACUUUGAUGCCGUUCAGCAAAUGUGGAGCAAGUCCUUCAUGUACGGCAGGUACUUGUGGAGAGUGGAGAUUUUCUCCAGUAGCGGGACUCUGGUCUGCUGGGAGUACGUUUGUGACAUGGAACCAAAACUAAACUGAUUCAAUCACUAUUUCUGUGUUGUUUAUUUCAGCAAAAUUAAAAUCACAUUUCCUUUCAAUUGUUGCGCGAACUCAUGAUUAAAUAGAUUUAUACAUUUUAAUGAUACAAUUACCUAUUAAAACUGAUAUUAACUACCUAAAUUAUGUCAUGUAUAAUUUAGUUAUUCGUAUUAAUUUUCAUACUGUCAUCAAACUAGUAAAAUACGUGUGGUUUCAAUGUUUUUAUUUAUGAUGGAAAAUAAUGGCUUGGUGCCUGUUGUUUUAUGUAUUUUAAUUUGUUAUGGGUCUUCUGGAGAAUAUGAUAAGUCCGGUUUGUAUAGAUCAAUCAUGCUGAACGCCUCAAGGUGUGAGAGGCCCCCUCUGCCAUAUCUGAAGGUGCCUUCGGUGGCUUUCUUUGUUGAAGUAUACAACACCACAAAGAAUAUC